CAACCGGAAGCACAUGGUGAAUUUGCACAAACGUCAACACGAGAUCAUCAUGAGUGACAAUGAAAACUCUGGUGAAGCAGAAGGAGAAACAGGACAGCGAAUCCUUGCUCAGUUUAAGAGUGAGACAGGUGAAGUGGCAGGCAGCUCGUUUGACUUACCUGUAGAUAUAACACCUGAGAAGUUACAACUCAUCUGCAAUGCAAUCCUCAAUAAUACAGAGACAGUGCCGUAUUCCUUCUUUGUCAAUGAGACAGAAAUAACAACAUCACUGUCCAGUAGCUUAGAUAAGGAUGCUCUAGAGAACACGGAGAAGGUGCUGGACAUCGUGUAUCAACCUCAGGCUAUCUUCAGAGUCCGAGCGGUCACUCGCUGUACUAGCACCAUUGCUGGACAUGCUGAGGCAGUGAUUGCUGUAUCCUUUAGUCCCGAUGGCAGGUAUCUAGCGAGUGGAUCUGGUGAUACCACUGUCAGAUUCUGGGACAUCAACACAGAAUCCCCACAAUAUACUUGUAAAGGACAUAAACACUGGGUUUUGUGUAUUGCAUGGUCCCCAGGAGGUAAUAAACUGGCGUCAGGCUGUAAGAACAGUCAGGUAUGUCUGUGGGACCCAGGCACUGGAAAACAGUUGGGACAUACACUGGUAGGACACAAGCAGUGGAUCACCUGGUUGUGCUGGAAACCUUUACACUUAGAUCCAGAUAGUCGAUUCUUAGCAAGUUCUUCAAAGGAUGGAACGAUUAAGAUCUGGGACACAGUUUUAUUCCAGUGUACGAUAACACUGUCUGGUCAUCUACAGUCAAUUACUUGUGUCAAGUGGGGUGGAACCGACCUCCUGUACACCUCCUCACAGGAUAGAACUGUCAAGGUGUGGAGGGGCGACAAUGGAGUGUUGUGUCGGACCCUUCAAGGUCAUGGUCACUGGGUCAAUACAAUGACUUUGAGUACAGAUUAUGUAAUGAGGACGGGAGCGUUUGAUCCCGCCGAUGCCCAGCUGGUGCACGGAGACAUCACAGACUCAAAUGAAGCCCUGGCAAAGAAAGCAAAAGAGAGAUAUGAUUCAGCUAAGGGCCCUGGACCUGAGCGGCUUGUGUCUGGCUCAGAUGACUUUACAUUAUACCUAUGGAAACCGGAAGAGGAUAAGAAACCAAUUGCACGCAUGACUGGUCACCAGCAACUCAUCAAUGAUGUACAGUUUUCACCCGACACCCGACUUAUCGCCAGUGCAUCCUUCGACAAGUCUGUAAAGUUAUGGGACGGCCGCACUGGAAAAUUCCUGGCGACUUUCCGUGGACAUGUAAAUCGUGUGUACACACUGGGCUGGUCAGCUGAUAGUCGACUCAUUUGUAGUGGCAGUUCUGAUUCCACCAUUAAAGUAUUUGAUGUGAAGACUAGAAAACUAUUGUUUGAUUUACCCGGACAUGCAGACGAGGUUUACUCUGUAGACUGGAGUCCAGAUGGACAGAGAGUAGCAAGUGGAGGCAAGGACAAAGUACUGAAAAUAUGGAGGAAAUGAGGAAUGAAUCAUCAGAAAGCUGUUUAAUUCCAAGCCUGGGAGGAAGAGCCAUGUGACAAUUUACAUUUCAUUAAAUGCCAUACUGUAUGAUAUUUGAUGAUAAAGUUAUAUAAUUGUUUAUAUAAAGAUAUACACUACACUGUGUUAGGGUUUCUUUGUAACUUGUUGUGUCUGGUUAAGCUUUAAAAUAGUAAAGAGUUGAACUUGUCUUCAA
This is a messenger RNA of Pecten maximus, 1727 nucleotides long. Its product is annotated as notchless protein homolog 1-like. Gene Ontology annotation, biological process: ribosomal large subunit assembly; Notch signaling pathway. Gene Ontology annotation, cellular component: nucleolus. Gene Ontology annotation, molecular function: protein binding. The coding region runs from base 14 to 1513 and encodes 499 amino acids. The record is from RefSeq and is a predicted model, not a curated record. The transcript is spliced from 14 exons. NCBI's taxonomy places the organism in Eukaryota, Metazoa, Mollusca, Bivalvia, Pectinida, Pectinidae.